GCAUCUGUCCAGGGGCGGGUAGGCGCUAACCGUGCAGUAUGGCGGACGAUGGAGACACUUCCAGCGGACCAGUGGACACCAGCGGCGGGCAGGGGGCAGCGGAAGAGUCCUCCGACGGGUACGGCCUCAGUGCGAUGUUGUUGAAUCUUAGUGUUGUGGUUCUGGUGGCGGCGCUGUGUCUGGCGGCGUACCGACGGUGGGGCAGGCGGCUCAUCGUGUCCGCGGCCCAGGGCGACGAGGCCUCGGCUCUGCCCAAGAUGAGGAGACGGGACUUCAGUCUGGAGCAGCUGGGGGAGUACGACGGGCUCCAGAACCCCCGCAUCCUCAUGGCUGUCAACAUGAAGAUCUUCGAUGUGACCAGCGGGAAAAAGUUUUACGGGAAAGAUGGUCCUUAUGGCGUUUUCGCGGGCCGGGAUGCUUCGAGAGGCCUGGCCACCUUCUGCCUGGAGAAAGACGCCCUGAGGGACGAGUACGACGACUUGUCCGACCUCAACGCCGUGCAGAUGGAGAGCGUGAGGGAGUGGGAGAUGCAGUUCAUGGAAAAAUAUGACUACGUGGGCAGGUUGCUGAAGCCCGGAGACGAGCCGUCGGAGUACACGGACGAGGAGGACAUCAAGGACCACCUGAAGCACGACUGAGCUGCAUCACAACGACCAAAGCCGGGAGACCCCAAACAGCUGCGACAGACCGCUCGCCCACAUCUACCUGCCACUCCUCUCUCCAUCCCCCCAAAAAACUCUUCACCUCCUCGAUCUGUCCGGCUGUUCUGGAAGGACCUCCCUCCCUCUUCAUCCUGCGGAGAUGACCACCAACGAUUGAAAUCCUUCAAUGAGGGCUCUUUUAAAAAAAUAAAAUAAAAAAACAUGUCUGGGCGGAAGAGGAGAGAGGGGAUGUGCAAGUAGAUGUCUUCGAAAUAUAUUUUAGUCAUUUCUCCCAGGGGGGGGGUGGGGUCAUCGUGGAGGUAGAGAAACACGUGGAUGAUCAUCGGGACGGGGGAGCAGAUUUCUCUCUUUUUAUCUUAGUCACAACUGAAACUGCUUCCGCUUCGGACAGCUUAUCAAUCAAUCUUUCUUUUUUUGUGUUCGGAUAAUUUCCCCUCGUUGUCGAGAGGGCUGCGCUGCGGAAAUCGGCGGGGCGUCGCAUUUUCCUGUUGUGUUUGUAGUGUAUGCACUACUAGGUUUCUUUGUUUGUCACCAUGUGAUUGUAUUUGUUGAGUAGCAUAUAGGGAAGAGAGGGAAGGAGUUUCUCUUUUUUGGAUGGGGUUGGGGGGGGGGGUUUAAAAGGUCUUUGCCAUAUGAAUUCUGUUUUGAAUCCCACGAGACGGACUGAAUCACUGAUCGGGAAUACAAAGGGAAGGUGGGCAGUUCUAAUCAAUCCACUCAAUUGUUUACAUGCCUCACAAGCCGGCUGCAAGUCUGUAGAUUCCCCCUGAAAAUGGUCCAAGUAUUAAUUGUGCCUUAUUUUGUUUGUUGCGUCAGUCCUGACCGUUCUAACAGAGGAGGCGAGCGGAGGGAUGGAGCAGCGGUUCCCCCCCCCCCCAGACUUUAAAAGAAGGCAUACGUUCUGUCAGUCGUCCCACACACACAGACUGUAAAAAUCUCCCCACUUCACAAACUCUGUAAAUAAACCAUAUGAGUUACUCAGUGUUACUGCCAUAUUUAUGUAGUUGAGGAACUCCAGAUAUGUAUAAUGCGAUGUCGUACUGGCCAAAACCCCCAUGGUUCCUUUCUUCUUCUUUUUUUGGCUCUGAACUUCUUUUUAAAACGUGGGUGAUUCCCCCCCUCCUCACCCUCCACCCAAAAAAUAAGACGGGAGUGUUGCAAAGGGCGGGACCGGGAGCUGUUCUUGCGAAAUUUUGUUCGGAGACGUUGCUUAUCCUGUAAAUAUAUCUAUCAUUUUAUUAAAGCAUGUGCAACAACAAAGUGAGCUAUGCCGAAUUUCCCACCACGUCAUGUAUUUAAAUGUUGGGUGUGUGUGUGUGUGCGUGUCUGCGUGACAGAGGCAGGAAGGGAUUUGUUCAUGCAUAAUAAAUCGAUUUGGUUAAUAAUUGAA
Messenger RNA from Trematomus bernacchii (emerald rockcod), 2052 nucleotides. RefSeq names its product progesterone receptor membrane component 2 (gene pgrmc2). NCBI's taxonomy places the organism in Eukaryota, Metazoa, Chordata, Actinopteri, Perciformes, Nototheniidae. Gene Ontology annotation, cellular component: membrane; endomembrane system. Bases 39 to 638 code for a protein of 199 amino acids. The record is from RefSeq and is a predicted model, not a curated record. The transcript is spliced from 3 exons.